Molecule: messenger RNA, 1825 nt
Organism: Amaranthus tricolor (Joseph's coat)
Lineage: Eukaryota; Viridiplantae; Streptophyta; Magnoliopsida; Caryophyllales; Amaranthaceae
Product: actin-related protein 3-like
Exons: 3
Coding region: 950-1405 (151 amino acids)
Biological process (GO): Arp2/3 complex-mediated actin nucleation
Cellular component (GO): actin cortical patch; Arp2/3 protein complex
Molecular function (GO): actin filament binding
Source: RefSeq, a predicted model, not a curated record
UCGGUUGAUUUAUUGUUGUUGGUUUGUUUUUUUUUUUUAAAUGAUUUUUGUUGGUUUGUUUAGUUGCAAAGGAAAGCACUUAACCCUCUCACUUUUUUUUUUCUUUCAAAAUUCCCAAUUAAAAAGCUUCUAAUUUCAACAUCCAAAAAAACCCAUUUCAUACUGAAUACUGAUCAUGAAAUCUGUCUAAUCGAAUCGAAUCAUAUCAAACCCUUGUUAGUUAAUUGACAAGUAUCAAAUUAAAAUGGUUGGAAUUGUUGGCAUUCACAAUUCUACUUCAGAUGCGUUGAGUUUCCGCUUUCAAACGAUAUCGUUUUCGCACCCAUCAUCAUCAGUUACAUCUGAGUGUUGCUAUCAUCAUCAUCAUCCAAUUAGCGUUAUAGCAUCAGAGUCAUUCAAUUGUUUGGUAUGAUUUAGAGGCACUUUGAAUGAACAUGAUCACCUGCCUUCAAUCAUCAUUCAAUUGGAUCUCAGUUGCAGAUCCUUCCUUAUUUUGUAUUUCUAUUUCUUCUUUAUAUUUCUCUAAUGGAUGCUUCUUCUUUUCGCCUUGCCGUCGUCAUCGACAAUGGUUAGGUUGCUUACAUGUGGCCCCUUAAACCCAACUAGAUGGGACUCAUGGGAGCACUUAUUGGCGUUGGAAUAAUAAAGUGUUGCAUUGAGGUUGGGUUUGCUAAAUUGAUGACUUUUGCACGAUCCAAUGCUGGUAUACUAAAAUGGGGUUUUUUGGUAAUGUGGAGCCUUGCUUUGUAGUCCCAACAACUGUUGAGUGAAUGAUUCUUUUGUAAACCAACCAAGAAACAAUAAAACUAGUAAUUGGAUGACUCAAUAUAGUUGGCUUAUGAGACGAAGCAUUAUUUAGAUCUAGGUCUAGUAGUACUUACAGUUUAAAUUAUCCCAUCAAGAAUGGGCAGGUUGAGAACUGGGAUGCUAUGGAAAGGUUUUGGGAACAAUGUAUUUUUAUCUACGCUAUGAUCUAGAGGAUCACUACUUCUUGCUCACGGAAAGUCCUCUGACGCCUCCUGAGAGCCGAGAAUAUACUGGUGAAAUCACGUUUGAGACUUUUAAUGUUCCUGGGCUCUACAUUGCGGUGCAGCCUGUGCUUGUUUUAGCUGCUGGGUACAGUACAUCAAAGGCUUGCCAUACCAAAGCGGAAUAUGAAGAAUACGGUGCUAGUAUUUGUCUUGCAAAUCCCGUUUUCAAGGGAUGUACUGAUGUGAAGAAUCAUGCAAUCCGCUUCAGUUGUACCGAAUCUAUUUGCAAUUUUGGCUUAGUGAUUUCCAGUUUUUCACUUCCAACACAAAGUCUCCGGUUCUUCGUAUGCUCAAAACCUGUCAAUGUGAUUUUGAGUCUUCAGGCUACAUGGAAUUGGUGUAAAAUAGAAAUUUACUUUGUAAGAAAGCAUUGAUUUUUCAUCUGUAACAAUUCUUUUUCUAGGAAGCUAUAGAUUGCUGCUCUUCAUUUGUAAUUGGAUGCUUUUUGUUAGCAAUCUUAUCACAGUUGCAACAAGCACAUUAUAGUUCCUCUUGAUUUCUUACUCUUGUAAUUGGAUAACCGAGUAUUUGUUCACUACAACUGAUACGUUCGCAAUUGGGAUCGAGUAUUUCCUAAUCUAGUUUCCGAUUCCGGUGACAUGGAAUUACUACAACUAAGUCACCUCUUAUUCAUAUGUUGGAACUUUUAAGAGAAUUGCAAAAAUACUGUUGAGCAUACUAUGAGUUUAGACAACUAUAUGAAUUGUACAUCAACAUACAUGUAUUAUGUAUAUUUAGAUAUACUAAACUUUCAUAAUCUUUUUAUACAAACUUUGACCAUAAAAUAUUCUCUA